Messenger RNA from Camelus dromedarius (Arabian camel), 4754 nucleotides. RefSeq names its product flotillin 1 (gene FLOT1). Gene Ontology annotation, biological process: regulation of receptor internalization; positive regulation of cell-cell adhesion mediated by cadherin; positive regulation of cell junction assembly. The transcript is spliced from 13 exons. Gene Ontology annotation, cellular component: flotillin complex; plasma membrane; cytoplasmic vesicle. NCBI's taxonomy places the organism in Eukaryota, Metazoa, Chordata, Mammalia, Artiodactyla, Camelidae. The coding region runs from base 187 to 1470 and encodes 427 amino acids. The record is from RefSeq and is a predicted model, not a curated record.
GUUGCGUCUGCCGCAGCAACAGGGUGCGGCCCGGUGGGGGGCGCGGGCGCCAGCGCGGGCCCAGCUUCCAGGAAGGUGGUCCGCGAGCGGCCCCCUGCUCACCUUCCAGGUCCCCCGCGCGUCCCCGGCCCUGCCCAGGACCCCCGGCCGGCCGCCACCCGCGUCCGGGAAGCUCCAACCUGAGCCAUGUUUUUCACCUGUGGUCCAAACGAGGCCAUGGUGGUCUCUGGUUUCUGCCGGAGCCCCCCAGUCAUGGUGGCUGGAGGACGUGUCUUUGUCCUGCCUUGCAUCCAGCAAAUCCAGAGGAUCUCUCUCAACACACUGACCCUCAAUGUCAAGAGUGAAAAGGUUUACACUCGCCAUGGGGUCCCCAUCUCAGUCACUGGCAUUGCCCAGGUGAAAAUCCAGGGCCAGAACAAGGAGAUGUUGGCAGCCGCCUGCCAGAUGUUUCUGGGAAAGACAGAGGCUGAGAUUGCCCACAUUGCACUGGAGACGCUGGAGGGCCACCAGAGGGCUAUCAUGGCCCAUAUGACUGUGGAGGAAAUCUAUAAGGACAGGCAGAAAUUCUCAGAACAGGUUUUCAAAGUGGCCUCCUCAGACUUGGUCAACAUGGGCAUCAGUGUGGUCAGCUACACCCUAAAGGACAUUCACGAUGAUCAGGACUAUUUGCACUCCUUGGGGAAGGCUCGAACAGCUCAAGUCCAAAAAGAUGCACGGAUUGGGGAAGCAGAGGCCAAGAGAGAUGCUGGGAUCCGGGAGGCCAAAGCCAAGCAGGAAAAGGUGUCUGCUCAGUACCUGAGUGAAAUCGAGAUGGCCAAGGCGCAAAGGGACUACGAGCUGAAGAAGGCCGCGUAUGACAUCGAGGUCAACACCCGCCGAGCACAGGCUGAUCUGGCCUAUCAGCUACAGGUGGCCAAGACGAAGCAGCAGAUCGAGGAGCAGCGGGUACAGGUGCAGGUGGUGGAGCGGGCCCAGCAGGUGGCAGUGCAGGAGCAGGAGAUCGCCCGCCGGGAGAAGGAGCUGGAGGCCCGGGUGCGGAAGCCAGCGGAAGCCGAGCGCUACAGGCUGGAGCGCCUGGCAGAGGCAGAGAAGUCCCAGCUGAUCAUGCAGGCAGAGGCAGAAGCCGAGUCUGUGCGGAUGCGGGGGGAGGCCGAGGCCUUUGCCAUAGGGGCCCGAGCCCGGGCGGAAGCUGAGCAGAUGGCCAAGAAGGCAGAGGCAUUCCAGCUGUACCAGGAGGCUGCUCAGCUGGACAUGCUGCUGGAGAAGCUGCCCCAGGUGGCAGAGGAGAUCAGCGGUCCCUUGACCUCGGCCAAUAAGAUCACACUGGUGUCCAGUGGAAGUGGGGCCAUGGGGGCUGCCAAAGUGACUGGGGAAGUGCUGGACAUCCUGAGCCACCUGCCAGAGAGCGUGGAGAGACUCACAGGCGUCAGCAUCUCCCAGGUGAACCACAAGCCUUUGCGAACAGCCUGAGCCCUCGACCUUCGUGAUGCCCACCCUCGUAGCUCAAGCCUCAUUGCCUGAAUGGUCCCCACAUUGCAUGCACUUAAGCUGGCUACCUGAGCUGUCCUUUGACAGCAGGGUUCCAACCCUCAUCUCUCCUUGCCAAACAGCCUGUGCCUUGCCUUGGAGGGGAAAGGUUGCUCCCUUUCCCAACCCCACACUGCCAAGACUGCCCGUCCCCCAGGGGUCCCAUGCCAGCCUUCUGAUGAUCCCACCCCUCAAUGUAUUUAACUUAAUUACUGUCUGAGCCUGUUGUCCAGAAUUCUUUCCUGACUGAGACUUGAGGGGAUGGUCUGCAGGUUUUCAGUUUUACUUGUCAAAUAAAUGCUGUUAAUAAGUACUGAUAGUUAAUGAAACAGAAUUCAGAAUAAAUGCUAGAAUGCAUCUUUCCCCCUUGCAUUCAAUAGGCUUUUUAAAAUGGGAGAAAGGCAGUAGUUAACUUGUGUCCUGUUGAGUUGCAGGAUUAAUUUUUCCCCCAAAGUUGCUUAUAGUCAGAAAAGCAUGCUGAAGUGGAAGCUAUCUGAGAAUUACAUUGGACCCUAGAAUUACUGAAAAUAUGGCCAAGGGAAAUUAUUUUUAAAUUUCCAAUUGUUACAUUUGAGGAUAUCUUUGAGACUGUUACGCUGCGCUCUUUAAAGCAUGAGGUACUAGGUGGAACAUAACCUUAGUUUAGAAUGGGACCAUCAUAUGACAUCCCCGCUAGUGAUUGCCUUAGGUUGACUGAGAAAACCCACAGCAUUACAAAAAACAGCGACAUCCACCACCCAAAGGAACCCUCCAUGUGCUGUGCAUUGAAAGUGGCACAACAGUGGCUUUCAGCUCCAUGCUUUCACGAUAUUCUUCUGGAAUACCAUUAAAAGACUGCUGGGGUCCAACCCAUUUCUGGUUCAGUAUACCUGGGCAGGCCUGAGAAUAUCCGUUUCAAGGGGACACUGAUGAUGCUAGUCUGGCAACCACUUACUUAACAUUCAUGUCAUUUCCCCUUUUCUAUCCCUAGAUCCUACAUCUGAGCCUAUGCCUAUCCUAGCUAUUAAGCCUGGUACUGGUGGUGGGUACCAGCAAUUAAGGUAUAAAGAUAUUUUCAUCACUAUGGGAAGCACAGUAUAUAGCAUUAACAAUUUGAGCCCCAUGCCUCCACCAGCAAUCUUUCCCUGAAUGAGCACACGUCUUGCAACUUUUUUUUUUCAAUUCCCAUUUAUUUUUGGCUCUUGGGGCAGUCAUCUUUUCAAUAUGAAAAAAAGCAGCAAGUUCAACACAAAAUAGAAAUCUGAAGUGUAGAAUAGGACAAAACCAAGGUUGAGGGGGAAAAGGCAAUAGCAAAAGAGAUGAGAUGUUGCCAAGACAGGGUAUCCUGUCCCCUCUCCGGGGAAUGACAAACAUUUAGGCGGCAGCACACCCCUUUCCAGAAACACACAAAAGGGCUGGUAUUCAUUUUUUAUGCAGGAAGACGGAGUGGGGAGGGCCUUUCUGGAAGUUGACAGACCAAGGCUAGUCUCUCCUUGACCCCCUUUCUGAGCAGGAAUAAAGGAAGGAAUCCCAGCACUUAAAGGAAGCAAAGUGGUAGAGAGGGAAGGAUCCCCCUUGACAGGGUGGGGCCAGACCCCUGCAAAAGAAACAGCUCAAGGACAGAGCUUGAAGGGAGACUGAAAAUGGAGAUAAUACUGUUAACACCUCCCUGGAAACUGAGAGCACGGAGAUACCUGAAAAUUAGGACUUCCACAGCUUGGACGGCCCUCUCCAAACCCCCACCCUUUCCUUGUAGGGACUUCUCCCUGCUGUGAGGUUGCUUGGUUUCCUUUCCCCUGGGCUACCACAUGGGCCUAGGAUGGUAGUCACCCAUCCGGGUUUUCAGCACACAGUUCUAAAUGGGAUCUGAUGAGAUCCAGCUUCUUGGAGAGUUAUCUUGAAAAGAGAGGGGAAUGUUAACUGGACAGAUGGGAGGAGUGGGCACCAGAAGGAAAAACAGGGUUACCCAGAAUGGCAGAAAUCUAGGUUUCCCAGAGUGGAAAGAGAGAGGAGACAUUCAACAAACAACAAAUAUUUAUUGAGCGCCUAUUAUGUGCCAGGCACUGUUCUAGAACCCACCCCCCCCAAAAGAAACAAGAUAGAGGCAGAAAACGCGAAUUCUGAGGGAAAGGGGCGGUUGAGGAAGAAGGCUGAGGGGACUGAGAAGGCUGAGGUGAUGGGGCUCGGCCUUAGGCCUCCUCUUCGGCUUCCUCACCGAAAUCCUCCUCCUCUUCUGCGGUGGCAUCCUGGUACUGCUGGUACUCGGAGACGAGGUCAUUCAUGUUGCUCUCAGCCUCGGUGAACUCCAUCUCGUCCAUGCCCUCACCUGUGUACCAGUGGAGGAAGGCCUUCCGGCGGAACAUGGCAGUGAACUGCUCCGAGAUGCGCUUGAACAGCUCCUGGAUGGCUGUGCUGUUUCCGAUGAAGGUGACUGCCAUCUUGAGGCCACGGGGUGGGAUGUCGCAGACGGCUGUCUUGACAUUGUUGGGGAUCCAUUCCACGAAGUAGCUACUAUUCUUGUUCUGCACGUUAAGCAUCUGCUCAUCCACCUCCUUCAUGGACAUCCGCCCACGGAAGACAGCAGCCACGGUGAGGUACCGGCCAUGGCGGGGGUCACAGGCAGCCAUCAUAUUCUUGGCAUCGAAGACCUGCUGGGUGAGUUCGGGCACAGUGAGGGCCCGAUACUGCUGGCUGCCACGGCUGGUGAGAGGGGCAAAGCCGGGCAUGAAGAAGUGGAGACGUGGGAAGGGCACCAUGUUGACUGCCAGCUUGCGGAGGUCAGCAUUGAGCUGACCAGGGAAGCGAAGGCAGGUGGUGACACCGCUCAUAGUGGCUGAGACGAGGUGGUUCAGGUCCCCGUAGGUUGGCGUGGUCAGCUUGAGGGUGCGGAAGCAGAUGUCGUAAAGGGCCUCGUUGUCGAUGCAGUAGGUCUCGUCGGUGUUCUCCACCAACUGAUGGACGGAGAGGGUGGCAUUGUAGGGCUCCACCACAGUGUCGGACACCUUGGGUGAGGGUACCACACUGAAGGUGUUCAUGAUGCGGUCAGGAUACUCUUCACGGAUCUUGCUGAUAAGCAAGGUACCCAUCCCAGAGCCUGUGCCCCCGCCCAGCGAGUGGGUCAGCUGGAAGCCCUGCAGGCAGUCACAGCUCUCAGCCUCCUUCCGGACCACAUCCAAGACCGAGUCAACCAGCUCGGCCCCCUCUGUGUAGUGGCCCUUGGCCCAGUUGUUGCCUGCACCAGACUGACC